GAAACAUUUCAAGUCAAGAAACUUGAGUUUUCCUUCACACCACCAUUAGUGAAUAUCAUCUCUCGAGCUAGAUGGAGAUGGUGAUGAGUCGACCGUCUUCUUCUUCUUCUUCAACUAAAAUAGAGAGAAAGGUAAUUGAGAAAAAUAGAAGACUUCAUAUGAAGACCCUCUUCUCUGACCUCAACUCCCUCCUCCCCAGUACAGCAACCUCCAAGGAGGCAUUGUCUCUGCCUGAUCAGGUAGAUGAAGCCGUGGACUAUAUAAAGAGCUUGGAGAAAAGAUUGAAGAAAUCAAGGGAAGAAAAAGAGAAAUUAUUGAGCAAGAAAAGAUCAUAUUGUGAAGCUAUUGCUGCUACUACUGCUGCACCAAGCAUGAAAUCACCUCACAUUGAAAUUAGAGAAAUGGGUUCUGCUCUAGAGAUAACUUUGAUUACUGGGUUAGGCAGUGAGUUCAUAUUCUAUGAAAUGAUUCGAUUGCUUCAUGAAGAUGGUGUGGACGUUGUCAAUGCCAAUUUCUCAGUUGUUGGAAACUCAAAUUUCCAUGUAAUACAUGCGCAGAUUGGAGAGUAUGGUUUUGAAGCAGCAAUAUUAACUGAGAGACUUUGUGCAUUCAUCAAUGGAUUCUCUAGUGAAGUGGAGUUAGAACCAGAAGAAUUAUGGGGCUUUGAAUUCCAUCCUGAGAUGUGGGAAAUCCUAAAUUGAUUAAUAAAUCAGAAAUUAUGGACCAAUGAGAGUAACCAAAUUAACUAUAAUAUUACUAUAGGCUGAUGAAUGUUUUGAUCCUUUUGUAUAUGUAAUAAUUGCAAUUUUCUAUAGCAAUGAAGUCAAAGAACUAGCUAUUUUACUUAACUAGCUUUUCUAAGCCAACAACUUGUAUUACUUAGAGUAAAAUACAACGACGAAGUUUUUUUUUUUCUU
Molecule: messenger RNA, 917 nt
Organism: Tripterygium wilfordii
Lineage: Eukaryota; Viridiplantae; Streptophyta; Magnoliopsida; Celastrales; Celastraceae
Product: transcription factor bHLH162-like
Exons: 3
Coding region: 72-701 (209 amino acids)
Biological process (GO): regulation of transcription by RNA polymerase II
Cellular component (GO): RNA polymerase II transcription regulator complex
Molecular function (GO): RNA polymerase II transcription regulatory region sequence-specific DNA binding; protein dimerization activity; DNA-binding transcription factor activity, RNA polymerase II-specific
Source: RefSeq, a predicted model, not a curated record